AUGAGAUACUUUACCAUCCUCGCCAUCCCCUCCAUCUUGGUCGCUGCCAACGACCUUGGUCCCCGUCAGACGGAACAAGAUCCGCUCACGACCCUCCGCGCCAACUUCUGCCUCGAGUACCACACGCGGAAGUGCCAGGAGCACAUCAUCGAAUGCAAUCACAACAAGAAAUACGCAUCCAUCGAAGAGUGCAUGCCAGUCGAGUACCCGGAGUGCAUCAAGGACGAGACGUCUCCUUGCGCCCAGGGCAUCGUCCAAUGCAUCACUGAAUUUGGCGGGGAGGAAGACGCCGUCCAGGCCGUCGAGGACUGCAUUACCGAAAAGGUGAUGACUGCGGUCGACGAGGAUGACGAGGAUGGCGAGGACGAGGAGAAGAAGGCCGCCACUCCCGAGCAAGUUGCCGCGUGCAAGAAGGCGAGCGCCGAGUAUGAGGUGACCUCCACCGUGGACAACGACUGCCAUGUGGAAACUGAGGAGGACAACAGCGUGGAGAGAAGAGCCGAGUCAGCAGCUUGCAAGGCGGCAGCAGAGGCUUUUGAACAGGCAUGGAAAACCAACAACUGUGAGACGGCAUUGGGGGCUUAG
This is a messenger RNA of Cordyceps fumosorosea ARSEF 2679, 585 nucleotides long. RefSeq lists its product as hypothetical. Bases 1 to 585 code for a protein of 194 amino acids. The transcript has a single exon. NCBI's taxonomy places the organism in Eukaryota, Fungi, Ascomycota, Sordariomycetes, Hypocreales, Cordycipitaceae. The record is from RefSeq and is a predicted model, not a curated record.